Messenger RNA from Owenia fusiformis, 735 nucleotides. Lineage: Eukaryota; Metazoa; Annelida; Polychaeta; Sabellida; Oweniidae. The record is from the annotation of a GenBank genome assembly.
AACUUAGUGAAAUGGAGUAAACAUAUGAUGACUCAUCGUAAUGAAAAACAUUUCACAUGCGAGACAUGUGGUCGGGCGUUUAAAAGCCAAAUGUCUUUGUAUCAUCAUCGAGAAACACACGACCCUUCAAGGUUAUUCGUAUGCACAAUCUGUGGUGAAGGGUUCAAAAAUAGAGCGUGCAUGAGAAUGCAUGAACAUCGCCAUGAUGAUUUUAAACCUCAUAUAUGCCCUGAAUGUGGUAAGAGUUUUCAACACAAAACACUAUUGUAUAAACACAGAGCAUCCCAUAAUAAAACAUAUGUAUGUGCCACAUGUGGAAAAGCAUUCAGUCAAAGGCAUAAUCUAAAAGUACACGAAUACCUUCACACUGGUGAAAAACCAUACUGUUGUCAAUAUUGUGGUAAAGGUUUUGCACAGUUAGCAUCUUUACAAUGCCACUACAAGAGCUGUACAAUAAAACUCAGUCAAGAACCCAAAGAAACAAAUAAAAGUAAUCCUGACUCUGAAACAAUUAACUCAAUCCAACAAAUUGUUGACCAGAAUAUUUAUCUACCAGGAAUAUUUCAGAGAGAUGUGAGAGAGGGGGAUUUGUUGAAUUCAGAGAAUUAUAUGAGAUAUGGCUCCUUAUCCCAUAAGUAGUUGCAUGCAUGAGCCUACUGGCGUGAAAUCCAAAAAAAACUAGUCCCAUAUAUCUACAAUUUCACAAAAGUCCUGAGGCCAUGAAUUUAUACGAUC